This is a messenger RNA of Arctia plantaginis, 1311 nucleotides long. The record is from the annotation of a GenBank genome assembly. NCBI's taxonomy places the organism in Eukaryota, Metazoa, Arthropoda, Insecta, Lepidoptera, Erebidae.
AUGAUGGCAGCCGGAUGGUGUGGAAGGAUAGGAGGAAGUACGAUGCCGUGCGAGAGCUGCGCUGUGCAGUUCAGCGUCUUUAAGAGGAAGCGCGCGUGUUGUGAGUGUGACCGCUACUACUGCAGUGGCUGCCUCCGGCGCGGCGGCGGCAUGUGUGCCCCUUGUCGAAUCUUGUCCACCCGCCCUACGCGAGACACCAUCGCCAGCCUAAAAGUGCGCGACUUACAGUGCUUCCUGCAGCGACAGAACGUCUCCACAAGAGGAUGUGUUGAAAAGGAGGAAUUGGUGAGAUUGUGCGAAUCGCACGUGAACAGUACGUCAUACCGGCGUCGGGGUCAGCGCGCUGGUGCCAGCCCCUUCAGCUCCUUGAAGGGUUUCACCAAUAACAUCAACGACCUAAUCACAUCUGCUUUCGACUUGCGAAAUGGUCCUCAAGCACAGCAGGCCCCACCUCCACCGACACGUGGAUUUUCUAGCAGCUGUUUUAACUCGGCACAUGCCCACGCGUCAGCGCCGCCCCCAAACAAUGUCCCUCCUACAACAACACCGCCUCGGCCUAACCCUGACAGAUUCACCACCAGACCAGGUGGCGAGACAGACAUCCGCGUGUACGUACCGGACUCGAGCGCGUCCUUGUCGCGCAGCUCGUCGGACGAGACCGCGCGCGUCGACACCGAGGACUGCUUCGAGAUCGAAGACGUCGACGAAGCUGGAUGGGAGUUCGUCAACAGACCGGCAGAGCCACUGCCUCACGACUCGGCGGAGAUCUUGAUGACGGUGAGCCACGAGGGCGGGCCGGCGCGCGGAGCCGUCAUCGACAGCCAGCCGCGCGCCGCCUCCGAGCUCGAGCUCAACGUGCUGGACGCCGACAACACGGACACCAACACGGACUCGGCCAGCCUGCAGGACGAGCCGCUGGGGCCCACCGAGCCCCACACCACACACCACACUAGUACGCCUAAGUACAUAAGUGUAGAGCAGUUUAAAGACUCGUCAGAACUGGAACAGCUGAACGUGAAGCAGCUCAAAGAGUUGUUGACGCGCAGCCGCGUGGAGUACCGCGGCUGCCUCGAGCGGGAGGACCUGCUGCAGCGAGCCAAGACCCUGUGGAGGAACCACCAGCAGUUUAAAGAUGACGUGGAGAACAUGCCGAUCGAGGAGUGCUGCAAGAUCUGCAUGGCGGCGCCGCUGGAGUGCGUGCUGCUGGAGUGCGGCCACAUCGCGGCGUGCACGGCGUGCUCCAAGCAGCUGGCCGAGUGCCCCAUCUGCCGCCAGUACGUCGUGCGCGCCGUGCGCUUCUUCCGCUCCUGA